CUUUUUUCUUAUUCCUAAAGGGGUAUAGAUACUAACUUAAACAGCAUAAAAUUGAGUUCAGUUUCAAAGGUGUCCAAUGAGUUACAGGUUGCUAAGCAGCAACAUUAUCAACACUGAGUGGAGUGCCAUUUUGAAACUUCAAAAUUUCCCAAACUCCAACCAUAUUCCUAAUUUCUUUUUGCUUAAUAGGGUUUGGUGUUGCAGUAACAACUACAAUAAUUUGGAAAUGGAGGAUCUUGAUCCCACUAAACUCAUCGUUAUCAAUGAUCAGCGGUCCCUCGACCGCAAGAUUUCCGCCAUUCGUAAUGCUGGCCCUUCUAAACUCCAGGUGAUUGCGGAUUUUGAUGCAACUUUGACAAGGUACUGGGUCAAUGGGCUCCGAGGACAAAGCAGUCAUGGCCUUUUGAAGCAAGGAAAUCCAGAGUAUGACGCCAAGAGGCAAGCAUUAUUUGAAUACUAUCAUCCAUUAGAAUUCUCUCCAGCGAUUCCACUUGAAGAGAAAACCAAACUCAUGGAAGAGUGGUGGGGGAAAACACAUGGUCUUCUCAUUGAAGGAGGCCUUACAUAUGAUGCAAUAAAAAGCUCUGUUGCUAACUCUAAUAUUGCCUUUAGGGAUGGUGUAGUUGAACUCUUUGAGUUAUUGGAGGAGAAAGAUGUCCCGGUUCUCAUAUUUUCAGCAGGGCUUGCAGAUAUUAUAGAGGAGGUCCUGAGGCAGAAAGUUCAAAGAUAUUUUAAGAACAUUAAAAUUGUCUCAAACCAGAUGGUGUUUGAUGACAGUGGUCGCCUUGUAUCUUUCAAAGGGAAGUUGAUUCACAGUCUGAAUAAAAAUGAGCAUGCUCUUGAUAUGGCUACACCUCUUCAUGAUCAAACGGGUGGCAUUGACGGUGCUGUUGCAGACAAUGCCUCAGUGAAGCAGAGGACUAAUGUGCUACUUCUAGGUGAUCAUACUGGUGAUUUGGGAAUGUCUGAUGGCUUGAAUUAUGAGAAUCGUAUAUCUGUGGGGUUUUUAAAUGGAUAUGAGGAUCCUAAUACACAGAAAAACCUAAGGGGAAAAAAAAAGAAUAUACCCGUGCCGGGCUCAUACCCAUAUCUGAUACAACUGAGUCCGACGAACAUACCUUAUAGGAAUGACAACAUUGAGAAGAAUCUUGAGAGCUACCGCAAGGCUUUUGAUAUUGUUUACUUGAAUGACAGACCCAUGUGGGGAGUGGUGGAUCUUGCAGCUGAGCUGUGUUCAAAGUUUGAUGGUUAACGCUAUUCUCCUCACUCUUGUAACAUUUCUACAUCCAAUCCAACACCUUGCUUUAGGCUAAACGGAUCUUUGAUUAGUUGAUAUUUGUGUUAACCAUUGUUGACUGGCAUUAGUUGUUCCUUGAUCGACUUUGACCGACGAUUAAUAGAUGUUAAUCCUCUCAACUUUUAUUUUGUUAUUUAAAAAACUCUUUUAUCUUUAA
Messenger RNA from Gossypium raimondii (Peruvian cotton), 1454 nucleotides. RefSeq lists its product as uncharacterized. The transcript has 10 exons. Gene Ontology annotation, molecular function: magnesium ion binding; 5'-nucleotidase activity. The record is from RefSeq and is a predicted model, not a curated record. NCBI's taxonomy places the organism in Eukaryota, Viridiplantae, Streptophyta, Magnoliopsida, Malvales, Malvaceae. Gene Ontology annotation, cellular component: cytoplasm. Bases 77 to 1252 code for a protein of 391 amino acids.